Messenger RNA from Cinara cedri, 39405 nucleotides. Lineage: Eukaryota; Metazoa; Arthropoda; Insecta; Hemiptera; Aphididae. The record is from the annotation of a GenBank genome assembly.
CGUCGACAGCUAUAAUAUUACGCGGGACUACCAUCACUCUCAUCGUCGACGUUCAUCCGCGCAGUAUACAAUCACAGCGCCACUACGAGCGUUGUCGUCCUCUUCGUCGUCGUUACUACCUAUCGGUGUUCGAAAAUUCGUUGUAUACCUGGGUUUUAAUUCCUCCGUUCAUUAUCGUUUCAUAUAUGUAUACGUAUACCUAGUUUUCCAUUACGGAAUUUUAGCGUUGUUGCCGUUAUAUAUUAUAAUAAUACAAUACAUAGUUUUCCCGGAUAUUAGAUUUCCAGUAGACGACGAAUAAUAUUGAGGUACUGAGACGAUAGGUCGAGAGAGCGUCUAAUAAAUCGGCGUGGUACCACGUGCAUUUACGUGGAGACCCAGUCGUAUAUUUUUUGACCAGAAGAUAGUUCUGCGGCCGUAAUUAGCCGACAGUCAACCGCCAGAGCCGCAACGAUGACCAACCCGCCAGCCACUGUUAUCAAGUAAAUAUAAUAAUAUAUCGUCGUAGUUUUAUAACUUAAGUUCCAUUAGUCGUUUCAGUUAUAGUGUAAUAAUAUUACAUAUUAGACCGAAAUUUUAAGUGACCGUUUUUAUUUUUUCUCGCAUUCCGAGUACAAAAAUCGAUUCAUGUAGCAUAAUAAUAUAUAAAAAAGGACUGCGAGGAAACCGAUUAUAAUCAAUAUGCAAAUUUUCACAAUGAUCACUUUUUCCCGUUUCCGCUUGGACUGUAUCUUUCUUUAUCGCCAUAGGUAUUUUGGUUCUACAAUGAUGUUUAUUAUUAAUUUUUUAUCUGUGAUCAACUUUUCUACCAGAAAUCUUGCCCCAAUUUUCAAGUAAAACACUUUUUUCUGACAUUUUCUGGGGUGGUAUUUUAGGGAAGCCAUUUUUUGAUUUUCCUAGGGGUUUUCAUAAUAAAUGGGAAAAACCGAGAAAAUUGAAGGAAAAACGGUAAAAUUUACGAAAUGUAAUAUUUUCAAAUCAGAAAAUAUUACGGUCUUUCAAAACAUGUAUAAUCGAACUCCACACAGAUUCGUUUUUCAUUAGCAGUCGCUGCGUACAGACGUAUAUUAAACUUACUUUCUAACCUUCUUAACUUCUAAUCUACAACAGUGACCCAUCUUGCGAAGUAUGUCCGUUUGUUUUUAAAACCUCAGUGUAUACCCUGGAUCUUUUUUUCCUUAAGGUGACACUAUACCCGUAUUUACUGUUUCAGUCUAACUAAAGAGUCAAAGUAUUGUGAAAUCAAAAUUGAAAAAAAAACUUCAAAUUUCAAAAAUUAACACUCACAUUAAAAAAAAAUACAUGUUUAUACUUUACAUUUUUUUCUCAUUUGUAACAACCAAAACAUAAUAAAUAAUUAAAUAUAUCACUGUACCUAUAUUAAGACGUACUUAAAAUAAAAUAGAAUGUCUAUAACUUAAAAGUAAUCGUUAAAAUGUUUGACCCGCCAAGAAUUAUUGUUCUUUUUUAUGACCCUCUGUAAAAAAAGGUUGGUCACUACUGGUUUAGAAUAGUAGUAGUAUAGAAAGAAAGUACGUACAAUAUAGUACGUGUAAUAUUAUAUUUGAAAAUAAGGUAUCUAUAAAACCUAAUUUACCUAUCAUAACAAGUCGGUUUUGUAUUAUCGUUCAUUUGUCCCGCAUGAUUACCUACAUAUAAUUAUUAUUUUAAUCACGAUUGUAUUUAUAAACGAAUAAUUCCAUCAAAUUAUACAAUUUUAAAUGUACCGGGAAUUAGAUAUAUACAUAAUAAACGUAUUUUUUGGAAUACAAUUAUAGAUAUAGUACCUGGGUACAUAUCUGCGAAUAGUACCUAUCCGUGUGAGCCAAAAAUUAUUAUUAAAGAAGUUGAUAUUGUUCACAAGUAGGGUAAUGUUGUAGAUGGGUAGUUGGAAAGGUAGGAUUUACAGGGUAAUUUAGUUAAUAUAUUGCAUUCAACGAUAAAUCAUUGGAAAUGAAAAAAACGAUUCUGAAUGGAAUAUUAUAUUAGUUUUUUACACCGUUGUCAAGAGUAAUUUAGUUAAUGUGCAACGGUAAAUCAUUGAAAAUGAAAAAACGAUUCUGAAUAGAGAAGUUUAUUAGUUUUUUAUUCCGUUGUACAGGUCACCAAAAAAUAAAUAAAAUAAAACCUAUAUAUUGACAUUUGUUGUUAAUUUUUUUAAAUUUUAUAGAAAAACUUCUAGAAUUUUUAAAAAGAAAUACUAUCAGUUAUCAAAUUCACAUUGAUUCAUAUGAUGAAAAUAUUUGGAACCUUAUUCUAACUAAUUGAAAAAGUGUUUUUUCCAGAAAAUAAAAUCGAAAAAGUCCUAGGUUAUGAAUUGUCGAAAAUGGUUCUAAAUAUUUUAAAUGAAAUACGAUCGAGCAAAAAUUUCGCAUUUUUUGAGAAAAAAUCUGAAUAUUUUUAAUAUCUGAAAAAGUGUUUUCUGUGGAAAGAAAACAAUAUCAUAUAAAGCGCAUUAAAUUUAAAAUUAACAAUAAAAAAAAUACAUACGAUCUGUUUUACCACGUGUUUCUUUAUUUUAGGAAAUAUUAUUUUAUCGACUUUUGAUUUUGGCCAAUAUUUUAUAAUUAACGAAAAUGCCAAAUAAAUCUCGCCGGAAACCACGGGCAAUGUUUAUUUUUAAGUAUACGUACGAUUGGUCUAUUAGGUCUAUUAAUGAAUAAUAAUAAAUAAUAAAUGAAAUAAUAAAUGCAAAUUCACUUUAUAAGUAUGCGUGCAUAAUUGAUUUACGAUAGUAAUUCUCGAUUUAUCAGGACGACGAAUCUACUAUUCAUAAUAAUUCGUCUUGUUGAAUUGUUAACAUAGCAUUCUAGUAAUUUUUAGUAAUACUCGAUAAACUACGACCACAUUCGGAAGUUAGUGACCUUCUGAAAUUAUAAAUUUCAUCUCUUACAACGAUAUUUUAUUAUGAGCCAUUAUAGAGAGUUAAACGUUUACUUACCCUUUAUUAUACUUCAAUAUAAAUAGUCGCUUAGAUGGACUUCUUUUUUUUUUUUUAUCCAGUCGGCCAAAAUAACCAAGGUGGUGCCUUAGCGACUCUGCUGGGCAAUCGAAAACAAAGUACAUCUUAACUUUUUUAGUUAGGUUAGGUUAGGAGUGGAGCGAGGGAUCUAUCGGCUUUACUAUAGUGUCUUUCUUAUUUUUGUGUCUGUUUAAUUAUUUAAAAUUUGUACGGUUUAAUUUUUCUACUAGGAAUAUUGUUCCAAUCGAAAAACAAUUGGUUAGUAAACAAGUCGUUUUUUUAUUUUAUUUGUAGGUUUUUUAACAAUUGAGUAUAACCGAAAAAAAAACCCGUAGAAUGAUCUGAAAAAGAUUACGGAAAUAUAAAUUGUAUUAUUUUCAAUUUUGUUUUUUUGUUAUAAUUCAGUGUAAUUCAGUUAAGAAAUUUCUUAGACUUUAAAAGAAAACUUUUACGGAUCAAAAUUUUAAAAAUAUUUUAUGUUUAUAUAUUUAAACCCGGCUAACCUACAUUUUAAUGUCGUGUGUACAGUAUUUUUUUAACAGGAACAAAAUUAAAAUACUAUGUUUUGAUAUACGAGUAUAAUACGCUAAUACAUUUGUAAUGUACGCUGAAUUUUUGUUAUAAAAACGACUUUGGCGGACAGCGAUGGUGCUAAACUACUUGUAAAGUAUUAAGUUAUUAUAUAAUAAAUCUCAAAGAAACGUGAAAUUCUGGAGUUAUCAAGAAUUUCACCAAAAGUAAAUAUAAUGUUUUCAGAAAAAAACCGGAAUUUAAUAUAAAUAUUAUAUUAUAAACAGUAUUGAACGAACAAAAAAAUGUAACAAAAUAAAAAAAUUCCCCGUGACUCAUUGUUUUCAAAAUUAACCUAAUCUAACCUAACCACAUCCAUAUCACUGUAUUUAAUAAUUAUUAACUAUACAUUUUGGAUUCUAAGUGUAGCAAAGAAUAUAUUGAUUUUACAAAGAUGUUUAUUAUUUUUAUUUUUUUAUCCUGUGUAUACAAAUUCUAACAGAAAUCGUGCUCAUAUAUAUACGCGUGGCAUCACCAUUUCUGAAAGAGAAUGUUGUCUAGAUAAUACUUUUAGGAGGUCAUUUUUUGAUUUUCCAAGCGGUUUUCAUAAUAAUUGGGAAAAACUGGGAUAAAAUGUUAGAUAAACGGAAAAUGAAAUUUAAGUAUUACUAAAAAAAUAUUAUGACCUUAAUUUGUUUUUGUACAACUUUUCUAUUAGCAAUUUCACACCGAUUUACAAUGAUAGCAAUUUUUCUGAAAUAAAAUCCGACUGAGCAGGUACUUUUAGGAGGUCAUUUUUCUAUAUUUCCUAAGAGUUUUCCUAGUAAAUAUGAAAAACCGAAAAAACGUGUUAAAAUCAAAAAAAAUCGGUACAAUAUUAAACGAAUAUUAUUAAAGAAAAUAUAUAAUGCCUAUUUAAUUAUUUUACCAUAAUACCACAAUUCUUUAUAAUGGUCGUUAAAAAACUCUGUGUAUGAUGAUAAUAUAUAAUAUUAUUGUAACGAUUUUGCGAUACAUCUAAAGUAAUAAAAACAUCUAAAUGUAUUACCGAUAUUUCAAAAGUGCGUUUCAUGAAAAAGUUAAUUCCACAUGAUGGAAUUACCUGUAAAAAUUUCACAUUUUUUUCUAAGAAAAAAAUUUAUUUUGGUUAAUAUUAUAUUAUUUUAUUUACGGAUAUACUCCAUAUAUAGGUACUCUGAUAAAUAACUCUGCGAUAACUGAGUAAACCUUUUUUUUCCAAACGAACUUCGUCGAGAUUUUUUUUUUUAUAUCGUAUGAGAAUUUAAUAAUAUUUACAUUAAAUUUAUUUACUAUAAAUAUUACUCGCCGGUCGUACAACUGCACCGCGUAUAAAUGGAAACAUUAUCAUAAUAUGUUUAAGACUCGUUAUUGCUGCUAAAAAGACAUGACCUUAAACUUGCGAAUUUGCCAAUAAUAUGCUACGAAAUGUAUGGAUAAAUAAUAUAAAUAACCGGUUAGGUAUUCUCACGCUGAGAACGUAUUUAUUUAUUGGUUAGACAUUGUACUUAUAUUAUUAUUAUACCCACGAGAUUAGAUUAGAUCUAAUAAUAGUAUUCAGUGGCUCAGUCAGUAAAAGGGUUGGAUGUUGUAAUACUCCCACUGGUUUUUUUUAUAGAUAAGGUUAAGAAAAGUGUAGACCCCUAAACCUCCUUAGACCCCCUAAACCCUUUCCAUUGUUAAAUCUUGACUACGCCACUGAUAGUAUUAUUAUAAAAUAUUGUCAUUGGAUCUGUUAAAAAAAAUUUGAGCUACACGGUCUGCACACGAUAACAGGGCCCGAUGUACAAUAUAGUUGUUGUUUUACAUUGAAACCUGAAUCAAUAAUAUACAGAAUUUUUUUUUUCAAUGACGAUUUGUGAAUUUUUUUUUAAAUUCGAUUUAUAUGCGUUUUCUUCAAUCGUUAGUGUAUUGGACCGUAGGCCUUUUGAAAGUCUACUUCAAUCUGUCUACAAAACAAGUGUAAUUCCUGACUUUAAGCUCAUUUUCUAUUUUAGAAGAAAUAGCUAAAUGUCCAAAAAUAGCGGAAAAAGAUAAAUAUAAUAUACGAGGUAUGGCUAUUAAAUAACGAGACUGGUUACGAAAAAGUGUUUUAUUAUAAAAGUUAUUCUAAAUUCAAAUGCUCCCCUUCAAUAUACUCCCCUCCCCUCACCACCACCGUUUCAUUCGUUUCUUCCAUUGCUAGAGGCAGUGCUGGAAGUCUGUUUUCGUAAGACCAUUCAGGAGUUCCGCCGAUUUUUGUUUCACCUCUUCCAUCGACUCAAACCGGAUUCCUUUUAAGGCAGACUUUAUCUUCGGAAACAAGUAAAAGUCGCAGGGUGCCAAGUCGGGUGAGUAAGACACGUGUUCGAGUACUGGAGUGCCUUAAGAGGCCAAAUAACGCUUCACAGACAGCGCGUUAUGGGCAGGUGCGUUAUCCUGAUGCAAGAUCCAUGACUUGUUUUUCCACAAUAUCGACCGUUUCUUACGAACUCAUUCGCGCUAUGUUGCCAAAACUGUCAAAUAGUAAUGUUGGUUCACAGUUUGACCCUCUGGAACCCAUUCAGUCAUCACGAUGCCGUUGAUAUCGAAGAAAACGAUCAGCAUGGUUUUGAAUUUGGAUUACGACUGAAUUGGAUUCCGGUGCACUCUCGACCUUCAGAAAAUAAUUUAUGCCACUCAAAAANAUAGGAAAUCCUCACUAUAGGCCUCUUUUAACAACUUAUAGCACUCAGUUGGAGUUUGUUUUAGUUAAACGAGAAAAUUUUACGUUUAUCCGUUGCUCAUGUUUUUCGUCACACAUUUGGCACGAGAAAAAAACACGUUCGUUUCAAACCACUACUGCACAAAUACUAUAAUAGUGACGAAAACGUGUUUUGGUACGUGCAAAGAUAAGAUAUCUAGAUACCCAACGCAUUACUUGUUUUUUUCACUACUCAUCUAGGACGCCUUCUAGGCGAGCAGUCUCGUUAUUUAAUAGCCACACCUCGUAGAUACUAUAAGCAAUAAUAUGCAUAGGUAUGAACUACGGUAUAGAUAAAAAAGUUAUAUUUUGCUGAAAAAAUACAAUACAGAAACUAAACAGUGAAUUAGUCUCUAUAUUUGGGUAAAAUUCUACAAAAAAUUAUACCGUAUUAUAUAUUAUCGGUGAACGAGAUAAGAUAAAAAUCUAUCAUUAUUAUUUUAUUAUAAUAUCGAGACAUUAUAAUAACAUGAUGUGUACUACUUAUCUAUGUAUUAUUAUAUUACUAUAUUAUAUCAGCGGAAUUACACGUCGUUACAUUGUUUGUGCAGACUUGGGUUUAUACAUAAAAAAAAUAUAAUAUAAUAUAUUUACAUAACGACAACGGCAUGUGCGAGAUCCGAUAAUCGGUUUUUUUUUUCAUGCAUACAAUAAACGAUUAUAUCGAUUUAUUUUUUAUUUUUUGAAAGAUUUAAUUUACAAUAAAAAUAAACGUUUAAGAGCACAAGUUGAAGGAUUGAUAUUCCUGCCGGGCGAGAGUUUUAGAGAGUAGCUGUCGUUUUUUUAUUAUAUUUAUUUUAUAGUAAUAUUAUUAAAAAAAUUAUAACAAAAAAAAAAAAAUAUAUAUAUAUAUAUAUAUAUUUAUACACUAGUAUGUAUAUUAUUAUAUCGCAUCGAACGGUUAGUCGUGUGUAGGCUCAUCGUAAUUUAUUUUUCUUCAAUGCAUGGAAGAGAAAGUGAAUGGCACGUAUAGUUCGCUUUGAACGCACAUCGCUUCCAUGUGUAAUAAUAAUAGAUAAUAUUAGAAUUAUUAUUAAAUAAAUACAAUGGGAGUCAUUAUAUGUAUUAUUCGCAUACAUAGUGUAUACAUAGAAGAUAUAGUUAACCGUAUUAUAUUAUAAUAUUUAAAAAGUAAAACGUCAAAUCAAAUUAUAGUUAGGAAAUCUAAAUGUAACAAAAUUCAAAUUAGUUUUAUUUAUUUGACAUCGCCUAGUCUUCGAUAUACUCGUAUUUGUGUAUAUCAUUGAUGUGAAGUUAAAAUUUUCUUUAUUUUAAUUUUAUGAUGCACUAUAUUUUCUACCAGAAAUAUUGUUCCAAACGAAAAACAAUAUGUGACCUUUUUUUAUUUUAAUUUAGAUCUAGUUGGUUAAUAAGGAAGUCAUUUUUUAUUUAUGGGUAGAUUUUUUAACAAUUGAGCAAACCCCAGAAAAUACGUAGAAAGAACGGGAAAAAUUACGGAAUAAUAGUUUUAUUAUUUUAAAUUUUGAUUUUUAGUUGUAAUUCUGUUAAAAAUAUGUAGAGACUUUAAAUGAUGAUCGAAUACUUAUAUUGACGAUUUUUGAGCUAUUUAUGGACAUUUUAUGUUUGCAAAAUUUGUACGUAGUUUUUUUUUUGGUAGGUAUUCUAUGUGAAUAUAAUUGUUUGAUAAAAUUAAAAUGCUUGAAAUUUAACAAAAGGUUCAUUAUAAGAGACGUGCCUCCCGUUUAUUUGUUUAUUUGUUAUUUCGGUGUACUUUAUUGUUCAACAAAAUAUAGUAACGUAUAUAAAAAUGAUUAGUCCCCCUUAAAAAAAAAAAAAAAAUAGUUACGGUACUGCAUAGUAUAAUGUAAUGACCCAAUACAAUAAUAAUACAAAUUAUGCAAAUAAACAUUACAAAUUAUAUGUGUUUGGCUUUGAUUAAUAUUUCUGUUUUUUUAUAAAUGAUGAUAAGUAAACGAUUGGUAUUGUUUAAUGUGUGAAUCGUUGCGGACUGCGUUCAACUCGUUGAUUUUUGACAAAAUACGACCGCAGUUGAAAUAAUAAAUUGAUUGACAUAUUGCAUAGUGCUAGUGUAAUAAUUUACUAUAUACCUAUCUAUGGGAAGGUAUAGAAAACGAUUUUUUUUCUCGUGACGUUAAUCAAUUAUUGAAUAAAUACCGAUUAAUAACGAAUCAUAAUAAAUUAAAGUAAUGCCUACGACGAUGGGAUUCAGUUUUUAUUUUUUACAUACUUUUCGACAGUCUCCAAAAAUAUUAGGUCAUAACGGCAUACUCGAAAAGUUCAACGGAACACUACGCAAACUGCAGAUUUCUGGAUUAUAGUAAAACUCGUUCUAAGAUGAUAUAUUAUAAUUAAGAGAAUAUAAAUCGAACCAAUAACCUUAAAGUAUAAGUUUUCACUACGUAGUGGUUUAAAAUCGAAAAAAUUGGUCAUAAUUAAUAGUUCUUAAAUUUUUCCCAAAAAAAAUGUCGAAUCAUAAGUUUAAUGACACAGAACUCAAAUUUGUUAUCAGUUUUAAUAUUCAUUCCUUAUUUAACUACACUACAUAGUAUACCUCAUCUAUUAUUUAUGGGUCUCUCGUAUAUAAUUUAAUAAACUGCAUGGGUCCACGUAAAAACCUGGAAUUUAAAAAACUUAGAUGGUACAAAAUUGGAGGUAUAAAUUUGGAACAUAAUAUUUAAAAUAAGUGCUGAUAUUCGAUCAAAACUAACGAAAAAACAAUUAAGUGCGAAAUUCAGCAAUAUAUAUUUUGAAAUGCCAUAAAGUUUAUGAUUUCCGUCAACUUCGGUUUUUUAAUGAAUAAUACAACAUAUACAGUGUUAUUUUUUUUUAACAUGAAUCAAAAAUUAUCUCAGAGGAUUUUAAGUGAAUUUGAUUUCUGUUUUUUAUAAUCAUUAUAGCAUCGUUUAAGAUUUAUUUUAAAAUUAUUUUUAAUUGUUUACCUCUACUCCAAUACCUGAAAUAGGUACAUACUUUUGAUUUUCAAAUAAGAACCCCUUUCCGUUUUGAACACAGAUUUGAAUAGAGAAUAUUUGUCUAGAUAUUUUGAUAUGUAUAACACUAAUAUUAAAUUUACUGUUUAUGAGUUAAAAUAAUUUAAAAUUUAGACCAGAGAAGUAGGUUUUAAAAUAAAGCUUAAACGAUGCUAUAUAAUAAUUAGAAAAACAGAAAUCAAAUUUACAUAAAAUUCUCUGAAAUAAUUCUUGGUUCAUGAUAAAAAAAAAAAAAUCACCCUAUAUAAUAUAUAAUAUAACAAAACUAAAUUAUAUCAUUUGGCAAUAUGUCUUAACUAACGUCGCUCUGAAUCGUAUUUUCGUUACAACGGUAUAUCAUUGCUUACAGAUAUAGAUUAAAUCACUUUAUGUAUCCUACCUUCUCAACUUCCUUAUUACAACAAUGGCUGCACCAGAUCUCAGUAUCAGCUCUUUUUUUAAAUAUUAAAUUUCAAAUUUAUACCGUCCAGAUUUUCACGGAUUUCAAAAUGUUAUGUUCCAGAUUUGUACUGUCAGGAUUUGUACAGUUUAAGAUUUUACAUUCCAAGUUUUUUUUACGCGCUCCCAACUGCACUUCGUAUGUCACCUUCACUCUGCUAUUAUCACAAUAUCAUCUGCCAAUUUUAUCAUGAAAACAAUUUCUUUGUCAAUUUUUUAAUAUAGGUUGCUACAUGAAAAUCAAAAGUAGAUAGUCGUUUCAUUUCCAACAAUUAGGUUGACAAAAAAUAAUGUAAAUGUUAAAUUUUACAGUAGCUUGUUUCUUAAAUUUAAAAAAAAAAAAAUUUUAAAAAGUAAAUAGUUUCCGAGGUAUCGUGUGUACCCACAUUAGUAAAUCAGUCUGUAUACUUAUUAUACUCCUAUUAUCAACUAAUAAUUGAACAUUUUAGAUUCCGAGUGGAGCGAGGAAUGUAGUAUUGGUUUUACAAUGAUUUAAAUUUUUUUUUCUGAGAAGAACUUUAUUACUAGACAUUUUAAUCUGAUAUUUAAGGGUAAAACAUUUUCUGAAAAACAAUUUUCCUGAGGUGGUACUUUAGGGAAGUUAAUUUAUGAUUUUCUCAGGACUUUUGACAUGAUAAAUGGAAAAAAAUUAAGAAAAACGGGAAUAUUUACGAAAUAAUAUAUUAUUUUAAAAUCGUAAAUAUUAUUUUUAAUUUUGAAAAGCUCAUAACUUUCUAUACAUAAAUGUUCUACCCGUUCUUUGGAUUUUAUUGUUUUAUAAUUAAACUAAUACCUUAGUUGGCUAUAAUUUGGUUAUCAAUCUCUUAUGUUGUUGUUUUUAUAUUUUCGUCUUUCAUCUAAUUUUAUCUAAUUCCUUAUUUAUUAACACAUGCUUUUAUUAAGGCAUUCUUUUCAAUAAAUGUUAUUAACGAAGCAUCCAGAGGUUUUGUUUACUAAUUUUAUAGUCUCUCAAUUUUUAUUCAGAGAAUCACUUACGUUUUCCUUCUGGUAUUUAUGAUCACUGUAAAUUGCCUAUAUCUUCCUACUGCCCCUCUAAAACAGAGGUACAUUAUAAGCAGUAUCAGCCUUUUUAAAAUUAAUUCCAUAAUAAUAGAUGAUAAUUAUUAAAUUUAUUUUAUGUAGGAGUUUUAACUAUUGUAUUCACGACUUAAUAAUAUUAUAAUUAUUAUAAAUGACGUGCGUUGAUUAAUUUUCUAUUGAUAAUAGUUUUAACACUUGAAAAUACAGAGCCAUUAUCAAAAAAAAAAAAAAAAAAAACACGUGUAAUACGUGAUAAAUACGAUAUUAUCGAAAUGGAUUUACAAAUUAAAAUAUUUAAUAACUGUUACCAAUAUAAUAUUAUUGGUACUGUAGAUGUAAACACUAUAAAAAGAAAAAAAAUAAUAAUAGUGUUUUCAUAGUGUUUAUAAAUUUUACUCUAUGCACUCUUUUAAACUCAAAAUUCUCACCUUUCUCCACCAAAUAAUUAAUGCACAAAAAUCGAUGACCUUUUUUAUUUAUUUAUUUUUUUAGUUUAAUUGGAUAUAGGUGUAUAAAUAAUAUUAGAACGUUAUGUGUAGUGUUUGGAAACUUCAUGGAUAUUUCAUUUUAGAUUCUGAAUGUAAGGAAUGCAUUGUUUUACCAAGAUGUUUAUUUUUUUAUUUUUUUAUCCUAUGUACAAAAAUUCUACCAGAAAUCUUACUCAGAUAUAGUACUUAUGUAUAUUAUGUUUUAUAUAUUUUAUUGAAUAACAAAAUAUGUGUACACACAUAUAUAAAGGUAGAAAGGAAUUAAUAUUGACAUUGAUUGACAACAAAUAUUACGUUUUAAAAAAUUGUUUCAAUUUUUUAUAAAAUGAAAAGUUUCUAAAUUAUUUUGUAUAAGCAUAAUAUAUAAACCUAAUAUUGAUUAUAACACUGACGAUAAUGACGACUAUGAUGAUGGCAAUUAUUACAAAAUUAUAGUCAGAUUUCCAAAUGAUGAAAACAUUUAUCAAUACAAAAUAUUGCCAUAAAUAUUCCGCAUCAAUAUCGUCGUCGUAUUUAUAAAUAAUUUAUUUCGUUUUAAGUUGUGUAUACUCUGUAGUUAGCCAGCAACGAUAAUAAUGUUGAUGGAAAUAAUAUUAUAAAAUUGUGAGUUAUAGACUAUAGUACGGCUGACGCUUAUUAUAUUUUGUCAUAUAAUUUGUGUUGUUGAUUAUCGUAAUUUGUAACUCUAACGUCUUUGUGAUGGGCACAAAAAAAAUCGGUACGUUAUUUGAGUUAUAGACGAGCUGCAGUGGUUGCAGUUGAUGAUCGACAAAAUAAUAGUAAUGAUGAAAAUAGCGAAAAAACAUUUUUAAGUGCAUUGAUGAUAAAUUAGAACAAUAUGAUACAUUCCGAACUUGUAUUCUAGAUUUGGAAUAGAGCGAAGGAUAUUAGUUUUAUUAUAAUGUUUGCGUUUUUUUUUGUCUGAAAACAACUUUUCGGACAGGAAACUUGCUCCAAUUUAUCAAGUGUGCCACAUUUUCUGAUAGAAAAUCUUUUUAUCUAGUUUGUGUGUUAGAGAUAAUUUUUUAAUUUUCCAAGGGAGUUUUCAAAAAAAACUUGGACCUAAUCUAACUGGGAAUGGGUGGAAGUGGGUUAUAAGUUAGAUUACUAUUGUAGGUCAGUUUAGUUGGGAAGAUAGGAUACAUAAAGUUAUUUAAUUUAUGGUAGUAACCAACAAUAUACCAUUAAUGACGAGAAACGAUUCGGAGCGAAGUUCGGUUGUACAGGUAUUGAAAUAAUAAUAAUAAUUACGAUAUAAUUUAUUUGGGUGCUAAUAAUAAUAUUAUGUUUUGCCACAUGCGUUGUAAUUUGUAUUUUGUAGUUCCAAUAUUUCUUUAUUAUGUUACUAGCGGUAGAAUCCACCGUCUUAAAAUAUAAUAUGUAAUUUAUAAUAUAAUAAUCUAUAGUUCUGUCAGUGAAUUAUAACUGUUUUUUUCUAUUUUCGACGUUUAAUAAUAAUUAAAACUUCGUGGUCGUCGAAAUUCGGGUCACCGAGGCCCGGAAAGAAGGCCGACCGAAGCGUUGACUGUGGUUUUUAAGUGAAUCCAAAGGAGAGAAAGCUGUCGGAGCGUCUUGUCCUUAGCCAUGGCGUUCUGUAACUAAAGGUUACGCCAUGCCAGGCAUCUGUCUCAUGAGGGCGGCCAAGUCUGUAUUGCGGCGGUAACCUACGACUCGAUGAAUAAUAAACAAUGUAAUAAUACUAAAAUACUAAAAUGGGCCACCUCAAGUCGUACAAAAAUAAACGUGUCGAGAUCAGAAUACUAGAGUAGUAAAAGUAUAAUAUGGACUCGUAUGAGUGGUUAUUACUCAAUAUUCUAUGAUAUUGAUAUAUUAGUUAUUAUAUUAUAAAUUCAUCAUAGUAGCUAGUGAUCUGUCAGCUCCAUGGCGCGGCGCCUCUGUGUAGGUCACGGUGGAAUAAUACGUGUAGUAUAAUAUUAUUGUAUUAUUUGUUGUAAUUUCAUGUACCUAAUUGAUAUUUUAUUUUGUAUUAAAAUCCUCAAAAUUAAAUCGUUAUCUAUUGUAUGCUAUAUGUGAUCCCGUAAUGUAGUUAACAACAACGCUGUAGCUGUUCGAUAUUAUAACCGUAUAAAUACUUGAUAUUACGAAUGAAAUAAAUUUACAAUUAUAACAAAAUCAAAUAUAAUAAUUAUUGCACUAAGGCAAUUUAAAAAUGCACAGCAAUUACCAGCAUUUACUUAUACAUUCCUACGUUCUAAAUUACUAAUUCCAGACGUUGUAGAACAUUAUUUAACGAAUAACUUCUGCGUGUUCAUAUUGUUCAUUUGUCCAUUACCUUCCAUUAAAACAAUUUUAAGUUCAGAAUAAAUAAAUAAUUAUUUAUUGUUGCGUACAGAUAUAAAUAAAAUAACUUUUUUUCAAUAUAUAGCAUUAAAAUCCUGAUUUCGCCCAUGUCUUGCGGCAUAAAACUCCAAUCUGAAUAACAAUAAUACAAAUACUAAUAACGAAAUGCCCGUCAAACGUGUCUCGUAAGCACUCGUCUGUUCAUCAAUAAUGAUAAUAUCAUAUUAUACGUAUAAUUUAUACACAUAUAUACAUAUAUAAUAUGAUAAUAAUAUUAUAAUAUUAUAUGCUCAGGCAUAUCAUUAUAAUAAUAUUUAUGUGCUACGUCUAUCGCGGAAUUUUAAAUGAACAAAUUAAUUUUACAGUUUUUAAUAUACAUUUUUAAUAUAACGAUUGACGACAGCUUUCACCAAACGAUUAAGAAACAAUCGAGAAAAGCGUUGAACAUUUUCAAACAAAAUAUAAUAUUAGAUAAACUUAACUAUAGGGUCUUAUAAAUGUUUUAUAAUACAGACAAUUUUGUCGUGAAAUACAUAUUUUUAUCAAAAAGUGAACUAUGUGAACAUUUGUUAAGGUAAUAUUCUAAAAUAUUAAUUUUUUUUUUAUUUUUCCUUAUAAUAUAAGUAAAUCAAAUAUUGUUGUUUGAAAUUGACUAUAUUUUUAUGAGUAGGUAAGUUUGGUUAAAUAAAAUAAUUAAUUUUCGGUAAUUUGUAUUUAAACAAAAUGCAAAUGUGUUGCUAAAUAAAAAUAAUAAUAAUAUAUUAAUUUGUUGUACUUUAUAAGUCCCACGCUCUGGAUUGGUUUUCCUAACCUAACCUUAAACAAAAACGGUCCUUUUAUAUCUUAUCUUCUGCAGUUGAUUAUAUUAUAGCACCUAUUAGAUAAUACGAAAAAAAAAUCCCGCGGAAAACGGCCGUGCAAAAUCUCUCUAAAAUUUGUAUCAUGUUUAAAAUGCUCGAUAAUCUUAGUACUUAAUAUAUUAUAUAUUAUAUAUGGAUAAUAAUUUAUUUAUCAAAAUUGACGUAUUGCGAAAUGGCUUUUUAAAAUGCAUGUUUAGUAAGCUAUUUGUAAACUCCAACCUAGUCCCUUUUUACCUGCCGAAAAUAGAUGGUGUAAUCUCUUACACAUACAUUUUAACAGUUUAGAUUCUGAGUGUAGCGAGGAAUGUACAGUGAUGUUUAUUUGAGAAAAUUGCAUUUAAGCGAGAAAAAACGGUAAGAUUUUACGAUUUUACAAUUUCAUUAUUUUAAAUAUACACGCACGACGUUUUAUAUCAAAAAAUAAUUCUUUAAUGGAUAUGAGACUUUUUUUGUUACAUUUUGGAAAAAUAUUUGUAGACUUACAAAUGUAAGAUAUUAAAAUAUAAAAUACAAUUUAGUAAACAUAGUAAUAUAAGACAUCUUAUCGGAAAUUCUUGAACACUUCGUAAAACAAAAAAAUUGAAUAUCUGUAUUAUUUCUGACAGUGUUGUUUGUUAUUUUGCAUUGUGCACGUGUUUUUCGUUACCUAGUUUAUAUUAUUAUUUCAUUAUACUUAUUCAUUUACUUCAUUUACUUAUUUUAAUGACGUGAAUAAAAAUUGUAUUAUAAUAUUUUGUUUUUGAUUUUUGUAAUUUAUGAUUGAUUUUUCCUUAUUUUAAAAUACUUUAUUUUACUUUUUACAACUUAACAACCAUCUAGUGUAGGAGUUAACACCAUGUCAAUAUACUUUUGUAGAAGUUUACCAUCCCCCGUUUUUUUAAUUAUAUUAUUCGUUUCACAGUGUAAACCCGUUUCCGUACGACGAUGACAACGGUCACUGAUCUCGGUACAGUUAAAACUGGUCUGGGCGGUGGAUCGGUUUUACACUCCUCGACAAAUACGACAAAAAAAUAAAUAAAAGUAUAUGUUGUAUAGGUUGUAUAGGUUAUAAUACCAGAGAUGAACAAAAAAUCGCUGGUCUUAAAAAAAACUUUUAUUUCUGUUCAAUCCAAUAACAAAUGUAGAAACAAUAUACCUACUUAAUGUAAACAAAUACCUACACCUAUACUUAUAAACACGAUUAUCAUAGUUUAAAAAUCUUGGUGAAACCUGGGGGUGGUUGUGCUCUCAUAUUUCCUUGAACUUUGUAUCCAUAAUUAGCUUAGCUCGGUGGUUAUCGAUACUUUGGCAUGGUAUUCAGACUUAAAUAUUGUUAUUAUUUUUUUUUUUUUAUUGGAUUUUAAAUUUUGUUUUAACGAUAAUUUAUUUGAUGGCUAGCAAAGGGAGGAGAGGGAAAUUUGUUUUUUCUGAGAAUCUAAAAAAUAAAAUACUAUAUGAAAUUUAAAUAUGGACAUAUACGUGUACAGUAGAAUAAUAUACAUUCUAAUGAAAUGGUUUUUUGUUAAAAACCACAGAUAAUUGUUUUUUAUUUUGCACUCGAUUAUAUAUUAAUGUUUAGGUAUUAAUAUGUCGAUGUUCGUACAUGCUGUUCUUCCUGUUUUCACUUUUUUUUUCUUUUGCUCAAAUGUUAACGGUACCGUUUAAUUAUUAUGUUAGAUAUUAUUAUAUACAUCACCCAAUGUAUGCAUCAUGGUCGAUUUGUCAUGGUCGAUUUCACAAAUAAGUAAUUCGAAUUUGCUCAUAUAUUAUAGUAUAAAUUUCUCAUUACGUACUACAUACUCAUUACAUUGUAUAUUAUACUUGUAGGUAUUAUAAUAUUUCGUUUUCUUGAUAAUACAAAUAAUAUAUUCUAUUCAAAUUAUAAACACAAUUAUUAUUGUCUACGUGAAUCCUAUCUUACAGUUUUCUCGUCACUACGGUUACCUAUAAUACUACUUUUACACGGCUUAAAAGGAAUUUACUGCAUAUUAUAGCAGUUAGUUCUCGAAAUUUACUAUGCAGAUGUGUUAAAUGAUUUCAAUUCGAUCUUGAUAAUAUUGUGUAAAUCGAAAAAACUCAAAGUUGUCACUGAUACUGGUAUAGAAAAGGUCCACACAGUGUGUAGGGUACACAGCAGCUUGUUUUAAUCGGUCAUAGAUCGUUUUAUAUUUAAAUGAUAGUAGUUUUACUUCUUACUAUAAUACCGCGUGUGCUAUUUUUAACGUGUAUGUGUAUGAGUGUAAACACACAUUUUUAAUCAGGCAUUUUCCUCCGAAUUCAUCUAAGGGAGUAUUUUUCGGUAGCAAAUUUUGUCUAGCCUAUAUAUUAUAGUCUAGCCUAUUAUAUUUUACAUUCUAAUUCAGUAAAAAAAUUAUUUGAAGUUAUCAAACUUUUUACCAAAUAUAUAUUUCAUUUAUAUUGAAACGUCGUAGAAUUUCUUUUAAGCUAUUAAUAACAAUUUUAAAUUUUCGGCCGUGCAUACAGAUUGUCUAUUAUACGUACUCAUGAGCUCAACUUUUGACUCCGUCUAUGAAUUAUUUUUAAUAUUUAAUUGCAUGCGUGGGAGGCUUGUUAUUUUUACCUAUUUUACUUUACCCUCUCCCAUUGGCAAAAUUAUACAUGAUUUACAUUUCAACAUAGGCACUGUUUUUCUAUCUUUAUUUGAUAUAUAUCACUAUGAUUAUCAACAAGAGGUUAGCUUAUGUUAGGAUAGUAAAAAUGAAUUAAAGCAAUUCUCACCAAAAAAAGAAAAAGAAAUAUGGCCUUGACUUAAGAUCUUUCUGUUUAUUACUAAAUAUAUUCAAUUAUCAAUUAAUCAUUUGUGUCCGGUGUGACUGGUAGUGUUUCGUUUAAUGCGCUCUGCUAUCUUAUUUCGGUUUGUAAUAAAAAAUUAUUUAUAACUAAUAAUUAUUGUGGUAUACUGUACGAAUUAUCAUUUCAACGUUAAUAACUUAAUAAUGUUAUGCUCAGUGUGUAUGGAAGACGUGCUUGACGGCGAUGAAAUUAAAUGCACAAAGUAUAAGGUGUUUAUGUGAGCUUUAGAGAAAACUCCUUCAGAAAACUAUCUUCUAUAGUUAAAAGUAAAUUUUCUUGUUCCGAAUAUAAAACAAGUACUGUGGGAGUCGCAAAGCAAAAAUACGAAAAUUGAAAUAAUUGGAAUACCAGAAAGUAAAAACGAAAAUUGUAUAAAGAUAGUUGAAGAUGUUACAUCUAAAUUUGAUCAACAAAUUUCAGUAAUCGAAGCCUAUUGUGUGAAUUCAAAGUCUAAAAACAAAUAUUUCAAAAUUGUAGCUGAGAUGAGUUCUUCCGACCAAAAAAGUAAACUGAUGGAAUCCAUGAAAAAGAAAAAAAUCUUUUGGUUACUUUACUUCGCAGUUUAAUUUAUAGUUUUUACAAACUACGUUAUUUAAUUCCUGUUAAUCUAUUACGAACAAUAUACUUAGCCAUUUACCAAGCCAUAUUUCAAUAUGGUAUAUUAGUUUUAGAUGGUUUAACUGAUAAUGCUUUACAUUCCUCAAUUAUUCAACACAAUCGAAUUGUUAGAAUAUGUUUAAACAAAAUCACCUUGGAAGAUUCAUCCAAUAAAAAUUACAAAACGUUUACCAAACUAUUAUUUAAGAAAAUAGAUAUUAUGUGGAUAGUAAAAAAUUUUAAUCUAUGAGUGAAUGUAAUGGUAAUAGAAAAUAUUUUAGCGUAUAAUACGAAAGUAUCUUACUCUAAUAAGUCAUUCAGUAAAACAAAGCGGGUUAUCUAGGAUCGUGUUUUUAUAAUUCUAUGUCAAGUUAAAAACUAAUAUUUAUUUUAAUAAGAUCUAUAAUGUUAAAAGAGAUUCCCUUUAAAUAGUUGUUUUUAUCUAUUACUUAAAAAUGAAAUUCUGUGUUUUAGUAUAUUGUUAGACGUCUUGUAACAACAUAAAAUCUUUUAAAAUAUUUGUUUGUAUAGAUACUUUAGUUUAAGCAAAGAUAUAACAUAGUAAAUUUAAUAACUUAAUUAACUUUGUAAAUAUUAACUCUCUACCUUCGCCACAAGCCUAGCUUAUAGAAGGUAGAAAAAUUGUAUUUAUUUAUUUAUUGUGUAAUGUUUUUGAUUGUAAUUCUUAUAUUGUUUUGCGAUUAAAUAAAUGAAAUUUUGAAAUUUUGAAAUAUUUAUUUGUUCGUCAAAAAAAAAAAAGAAAAGAAAGUUAUGUUUGUUGGAUUUUGAUAGCACGAUUUCUGCUAAAAAUCCAAUACCUUCAUAGACUUCUAAAAUGUUUUCCUUAGUCCUCUGUCAAGUUUUGUCGACGUAUUGAACAACAAUCAUGUAAAAUAGUUGCAACCAAUAUUAACAAGUGUUAUAAUCUCUAGUGCGAGAUAUAAUAUGGUGAUUACAGGGAUAUUUUUUAAGUUUUUUAUGCACAGUCAACUUGAUGCACGUGUCGUUUUCAUUGUCAUCAUUAUUAUUUUUCAGGAUUAUGAUAUCGCAAAAUAACGAUUAAAUAAAUUAUCAUAAAUUACAAUACAUUUGUUAUGCAUUAUAUAAUAUUUGUUUGUUCAAAGCUCAAAUUAGAUAAAAAAAAAAAAACGAUUUUUAUUUUCAUAAUAAUAAUACUCGUAAUAAAAAAGCUGAAUAUAGAUAUAUUUCGCACGAUGGUCCACUGUUGUAGUUAAGAAGUUAGGAAGGUAGAUUAAAGAAGGAAAUUAAUGUAUAUCUGUACGUAACCAUUAAUCAUUGCAAACGAAAGACGAUUUUAAAUGGAGUUCGGCUAUACAUGUUUUAUAUAUUGAUAAUUUUGAUAUUAAAACAUUGUUAUAAAAAAAAAUUUACAUUACACACAAUCUUUUUCAUUUUUUGAAAACAAAAUAUAACUUCUAAUGUUUUUCCUGUUAAAUUUUCAAGCAUUUCUGUUUGAUCUAACAAUUUUAUCCACAGAGUACCUACUAAAUAAAAAUUACGUAAAAUUCGCAAAAUUAAAAUGUCUGUAAAUAGCUUAACAAUGGCUCAAAUGUAUUGAAAAUUUGACCACGUUUAGAAAAAGGAAAUAUAGGUUUUCUGUCCUAAUUUUUAGUCCAGUAGUUACGAACAUUUUUAACAGAAUUAUUACAAACAAAUUACCGUUUUUGUUUACUCAUUAAAUACAACAGAAAUACGCGUAAAUAAAAUAAUAAAAAAAGCUGAUACUGGGGAUGAGAGCAGCCACUGUUGUAGGAAAGAAGUUGGAAGGUAGGAUACAUAAGUUAAUUUCAUUUAUAUCUGUAAGCAACGAUGAACCAUUGCCUGACGAAAGACGAUUCCAAGCGCAGUUCGGUAAUACAUAAUUUGAAGUACUGUAAUUUAUUUUACGAUUUUCGUUUAGAUUUGAUUUUAAAACGCUUAUUAAAAAAAAAGAAAAUUCGCCCGAUAAUUUUGGAUAUUGACCAUGUCUAGGUAAGUCCACAGACUAGAAAAAAGAACAAAGAAAAUGAAAAAGAAAUGAACAGUAUUGUAAAACCGAUAGCAAAAUUGAAAAUUUUGCUGUUUCUCCUACUUUUUCCCCGUUUUUCUCCAAUUAUUAAGAAACCACUCGGGAAACCAAAAAUCCUUAAGUUGUAUCCUAGAAAAUUUACUUUCAGAAAAAGUGUUCCAUUUAAAAAUUGAAGCAAGAUUACUGAUAGAUAGAUUGUGCACAGAUUAAAAACAAAAAAUAAAUAAUUUAAUAUCAUUGUAAAACAAACACAUUCUUUGUUUCGUUCAAAAUCUAAAACAAAGUUGCGUUUUUUUUGAACUUGUGUAAUUAUCUAGACAACGAGACAUAAUCUUAAAAUGGAAAUUUUUACCUCUUUUCAAGUACAUAAGCACUUAAAAUAUUAAUAUGUACUCUUAACUCUUGCCUUCAUUUUUGUAAUUAAAAUACAUAAGUAUUAAUGUUUAAAAAAACAAAAAAAAAAAUAAAUUGUUUUGACAAUUUAAGAAACAAGCAUAUUAUUUAAAACGUUAGAGUAGUGAAUCAGUAUUCAAACGCCGCAUGCCGGGUCGCCAAAUACAAAUGAUACGCUACUACUUUCCCUCUAUUUAAACUUUAAUGUUGAAUAUUUCGUGAACGGGUUGAUGAAAAUCAAAACAUUUUAGUACCAAUUUUUAUUUGAACUAAUACACUAUCUACAUAUGGAACUUUAAAUAUAGAUUACCAUUUUAAAAUCAAAAUUUAUUAGGUAGCCAUUUCAAGCCCAAAUUUAAGAAUAACAAAAAAAACCUAUGAUGAUGUAACAUUUUAGAUCUGCUCUUUUCUCAAAUUGUUAAAACAUUAUUUUUUUUUUUUUUAAUAAAAAUCUAAACUUUCCGAAAUAAUGAAUGUCCAACGACAAAAGAAUCACAUUGUAUAAUGAUCUAUUAUAUUAUAUUGUCUGGUCAUAAUAUAUUUUGUAUUAAUCAUAACUUUUAUUUUUGUUGAUUUUUCUUAUUGUUUUACGCAUUUGGUCUUUGGUUUCAGGAAUCCAACAUGGUGGAAGAGGAGGACUAAUCUGGAACGUAAUCUGACCGUCAUAGCCGGUGGAAUGAUCUUGGCUUCACUGUUUUUGGCAAUGGCACUGUCCACAUUGUACUUCAACCACAGUUGUAACAUGGGUGAAUAAACAAUAACAAUAAUAACAUAACUUAAGCAAAUUAUACGUCAAAAAUAUUUACAAGUGUUAUGGUUCAAUAAUAGGUAUAUAAUUUAUGUAUUCGAAAUUCUGGUGUAUACCAAGCCAUUACCGGUAUUUUUGGUCACAGCCAGGUUAUAAUAGCGAGAAAUAUGCAACAUAUAUUUCAGAAGAACAAUUCGAAUAUAUCCACGGAUGUUUUUAUUUUUUACCUUUCACUACUUGCAUUUUUUGGUUUUAAUACAGUGUUCCCAAUUUUCAAUGAUUGAAAAACGACCUUCUAUGGCGUUAUUAUAGUGAUAAAUGAUAAAUUAUAAAAAGAAGCACUACAGUCAAAUUUGUCUGUCUCGGAAUCAUAAAUUUUUGCUCAGCUUAAAAUUUUAUAAAAUACAAAAAUCAAAUCAAUAAAGUAUUUGUAUAAAACAUUUAACUAGGUAUUUGAAAUUUUGAAUACUUACCUAUUUAAAAAUUUUUUUCAAAAAUGCUUUGUGUUUGAAAUUUAAUACUUCAAAUGAUAUUAAAUUAAAAAAAUAUAAAAAUAACUAUUAUACCAAAUAUACUUUUAAACAUUUACGAUACUAAAAGUUUGAUAGUAAAGUGCCUACUCGUACGUAUUGUAACUUCCUCAGUACAUUUUUAAUUAAUAUAAGUAUUCAAAAACUUUUAAAAAGUAUAAGUUUUUCAAGUCUUUGACUAAUAAAUUACGUCUUAGGAUAAUGGUAACGGAAGCAGCCACUGUUAUAAGUAAUUUAAUGUACACAUGUAAGCAACGUUAAACUAUUGCUAACGAAAAACGAUUCUGAGCGGAGUUCAGUUGAUAGUGAUGCUUUGUUAACAAUAUAUAUGUCAUAUUAGAGUAAAAUAAUUAAAUAGGCUUUAUAUAUUUUCUUUAAUACUAUUUGUUUAAUAUUGUACCGAUUUUUCUGGGUUUUCUACGUAUUCCUGGUUUUCCCAUGUUUUUUCUCGGUUUUUCACAUUUGCUAGGAAAACUACUAGAAAAAUCGAUCAGAAUUCUUUUAGAAAAGAUGCUACAAUUAAAAACCGGAGAAAUAGGUCUGGUAGAAAAGUUGCAUACAGAUUAAAAAAAAAAAAACCUUGUAUAACCAUAUGCUUCUUCCCUCCACUCAGAAUCUAAAACUUGUAGUAUUCUAUAUUUUCGUCAUACCCCAACCCCCUUUUCUUAUGGUGAAGUUAUUAAACAAGUUAACAAUUUUAUUAUAUACAUACAAUACUAACGCGAAUCUCCGGAAAGAGGUAGGAAACAAAAUAACUAUUAUUUGAACAAGGAGUAUACUAUUGUAUAGCAGUGCGAUUAUCGGACAGAGAGGGUCGAAAAUGAUCAAACUGGAUGGUGCAUGCGGGAGAUCACCGGGAAAAUACAUUUAUCUCAUUUAUUUGGAGGACAUUUUACAAAGAAAUGUUAUACAUACGACAUAUGUAUACUUACAUCGAAAGUUUUUGUGAAAACUAAUGGGAUCAAAAAAAAAUCGCCUAACAUUUCUGAGCUCUCGAGACGGGAUCACCUCUGGUGGCGGCCUUUGUCCGAAUUCUUUCGAUUUAGUUUUAUACUGUGCCAUCAUGGCCUUGAUUAAUUUUCAUUAAGAUUCGAUCGACAGACUAAAUAUUGUGGUUAGGUUAUAUGGGCACCCGCAGUAUUCGGGAUUACGAAUAUCGCUCUGUUAGUAUAUAAAUUCGUCGAGCAUAUUAUAUUUAUAUACAACUAAUAUGGCGGGUGUAAUUUUUAUUUGAGUUUGAGGGAGAUCGAAUUAUUAUUAGGUACACUACGGAAGAUUUUCGAAUAUUUUUGUUUACCAAACAAGACGCUAAACACACUAUCAUAAUUUGUUGUUUCCGUCUUACAUUCACCAAACCAUGACACCAAAAAUGUUUAUUUUCAAGUGAGAUACAAGGUAUGAAGUACAAAAAUAUUUAAAAAGACGUCCUAGGAUAAUGGGGAUCAGUACAGCCACAGUUAUGGAUAAUUUAAUGUACCUAUACCUGUAAGCAACAAUAAAUCAGUGCUUAUGAAAAAACGAUUCUGAGUGGAGUUCAGUUGAUAGUGAUGCUUUUUCGACAAUAUAAAUGUCAUAUUAUAGUAAAAUAAUUAAAUUGGCUUUAUAUAUUUUCACAUUUGCUGGGACAACUCUUAAAAGAAUCGAAAACUGACCUCUCUAAAGUAUCUUCCUAGUGAAAUUUCCUUUUAGAAACAUUGCUAUUAUUAUAAGUUAAAGCAAAAUGGCUGGUAGAAAAGUUGUGCAUAUAAAAAAAAUCCUAAGAUUUUAGGAAUAUCUUUCGUGGCUAUUCCGUUUUUAUUGAUUUUUGAAAUUUGAUGAGAAAAUUUCGUUAUAAUUCAACUCAGUAGGUAUAUACACAAUCUUAUACCUAUUCUACACUUUUUUUUUCUUACUAUGAAGUGUUUUUAUUUUUGUGUCUGAUGAUACUUUAGCAAAUAACUACACAAAUCGCCCCCAUCGCCCCUUCCUCAAGGCUCAAAUACGCCACUGCAAUGGAAUGUAAAUUUGCGGAAAGUAAAAUUACGAAACGUUAUAUCGCGGAACAUAAAAUUGAGGAAUGUAAAAACUUGGAUCGUAUUAUCGCAGAACGCAAUAUCCCGGACCGUAAUACCCCGGAACGUCAAGUGGUGGAAUAUAAAAUUUCGGACUGAAAUAUCCCGGACCAUGAAACCUCGGACUGCAAUAUGACAGAAAGUUAUAAUGAAACGUAAAAUACCAGAACGUAAUGUUACGGAAAAAUAAAAAUUGAUACCUAAACUAUUAAACGCUAAUAGCCACCAUCGCUAUUCUAAGUUAAUGACGGACAAUAGCCCAUCGUUAACAAUUCAAAUAUGAAUAAGUAACGGUUUUUCAACAAAGAGCCUGACCUGCUGUGCAGGCUGUCUUAAGAUGGAAGCCGUAUGUUCCUAAUUUAUUCUUGAACCGUCGGUCGAGUCUGUUACUGAAGCACCACCGCCGUUUGUUACCAUGUUAUUUGUUAGUUUUUACCCUUGAUUAUUACUUAAACAAAUUGCUUUCGCCAAAAAGGUUUUCUUAUGAAAAUAUUUUCAAGGACUUGUGCAAAAGAAUUAAAAAACUUUUAUCUACAGUGACAAACAACAUUUUACAUUUCCGAUUAUUGAUUUUGGUAUCACGUCUCAUGGAGAAUAUAAAGUUCCAAAUAGGUGGCUAUAAUACAUAUUGUGAAGUUUUUGUUAUAAAUCACGUUUUUACUAAUAAAAGUAAAUAAUAUUUUGAUCCUGAUUUUAUUUUUUUGGAUUUAAAUAAAUAUCUUUCGAAAAACACGGAGAACGUUCAGAAACAUAUGAAGAAAUUUAAAGCUUCCUACUGUAAUUUAAGAGAGGUUAAUCUACUAAAUGUAUUAAAAAAAUACAAUUUGCCAAUUUGACAAGUGUCACUUUCCAAACUACAAAUAAGGUGACGUAACAUUAUGUAAACUGCAGUAAAUGCAAAACAUCACAUUAAAAUAAUAACAGCUUCUAUUUUUUAACUAUCUACCUAUCUAUUUAUCUAUCCUUUUAACUAUCUAUAUUAUUACUAAACAAUUGAAAUGCAACUAUAAAAAGAAAAUUUGAAGAGUUAAAGAAUGCUGUGUAAACUUGCUUUUGGACUCGCUCAAUUAUAGCAGAGUCGGAGGCUGUGUGAGGAUCCCACAAAAACUGAACCAUACUCGAGCAGGGAACGGACUAAGAAACAAUAGAGAGUCUUCACCAGAGAGAUAAGCUUGAAGUCAGACGAUAUUCGCUUUACGAAUCUUAGAGUCUUGUAAGCCUUACAACUAAUUGAUUGGAUGUGAGAGUGAAAAUUAAGGUCAGAAGAGAAAAUAACUACCAGAUCUUUUUUACGACUAGUCUAUGAUAGAUUGAAAUUGUUAAUCGAGUAGGUGUGGUCAAUUAAAACACGAGAUCUGGUGAAGGACAUUGAUUGGCAUUUAUUAAAAUUGAAGUUAAGACCAAUAGAUUCAAAUAAAUUGACUAAUUAUAUUGUUAUUAAUCUCAAUGCAUUUUCUUAAGAAGGCGUUAUUCGUUUAUUAACUCCGUCUUACAAAUUUAUGACAUAACAAAUUCGCAUUCGUCAGGGAGAAUAUUGUUCUGUUAAAUAUUUGAAUAGUAGAAAAAAUAGAGUGGAUUAUUAUACAAUUAUUAUCAUUAUCAAACGUAAAGACAAGGAUAUUAUUUUAAUAAUGUAUUUUUUCGAUAUUUUAAUUUUCAAACAAUAUGAAUAGGUGUAUGCAAUAUUAUAAUCUAAUAAUGUUUACUGAAAAUGUUCGCUUGAAAAUUAUAAUGUCGAUAAAAUAGCACCAAUAUUAUAUAGAUCAUUAUAUUAUCUUUAAGUUUGAUGACAAGACAAUUCAUUAUAAUAUAAAGACGAAUAACACAAAGCAAGGGCGCCCAUUAGGGGGUACAAAGGGAUAACAUACCAUCCCCUAGAAAAAUUAUAUUGUGAUUUUUUUAGUUUUAAUAAUUUAAUUUUUCUAAUGAUAAUGACAAGAAGUAGGUACUAUGGGAGAAUAUAUAGGUUGGUUUGGUUAAGUAGGACUAUGUAUACUCAGUGUUCAUACAACACCAAUUGUGUUAAAAAAUUUAGCUUGCAAAAACGAAAUUAACAGUUGUUUUUUUAAAAUAUUAUUUUUGUUCACAUAUAAAAUUUAUGUUUGUUGUGUUAUUUAAUAAAAUCAAGUUUUUUGGUUCUUAGUUUUAAAUUUUUUUAUUUUACGAUUUUCACCCCCUUAGAUUUAGACAGAUUGGCGCGCUGGGCACAAAGUUGUCCUUUAAAAACAUUUAUUUGCUAUGUCAGAGCGCGUUCUUUUGAAUAUUUAACUAGGUAAUAAAUAGUGAUAAUGAAAGAUAUGUAUUCAGAAGAUCUACCUUUGGAAAUUCCUUGCAUGUCCAUGCCACGUGACAGAAUAUAUAAUAUAAUAGCUGCAGUUUGUCUGAAUGACUAUUGUUCAAUUAUAUGCACGUUAAAAACCGCAAGACAACGGAUAUUUUAUAAUAUGUAUCUGAUAGUUUAUUAUAAUAACAUUAGAACAGCUAUCUAAAAUGUAUUCCUUAAAAAUAAACCUAUUGAAGAAUGAAUUAGUUAGAUAAUUAUAUUAAUUUUAAAAAAAAUCUACUAGUUAUUAAAUUAACAUAGGUAGGCAUGAAAUAAAUAAAAUUAACUUAUCUUUCAAUUCUUGAGCAUUGUAAUUUAUUUACUGUACCUAGAUUGAAAAAAAGUGCCGAUGCAAGUUCAUUUUGGAUUAUCUCAGAUUCUGAAAAUACAGCAGAAAAUUGUAGCCAAUUUCUCGUUUAAGUAUUUUAAUACUAGCUUCGAGUCAUUCGAAUAUUGUACCGGUGUAACAGGCAAAUCUGAUGUCAGGCGAACGUGACUGCAGAGAAUCAGAUUUCCCCGACGUCACAUUUGCCUGGGGUAUAAUGUAUAUAUAUGUAUUAAAAAAAAAAUUAAAAAAAAAUAGUGGCCACCGGUACUUGGCUACCUAUAUUGCAAAGUAUGUCAAAUAUUCAUGUUAUAUGUAUAUGUUUAAGACGCAUAAUAUGUUUACCAUAUUUCCAUAUUUAAUAUUGCACGGUGUAUUUGACAUGAUUAAUUCCUGUACACGUGGAAAGUAAAAAUUAAUAAUUAUAAUAAUUGUUCGUAUUUCUUUAAUAUAUAUAUAUUAAAAUGCGUGUUGUACUUGAUCAGCAGCAGCAUUAUUAUUAUAAUAUUUUAUGGCUUUUGUUUUUUUUUUUAAAUUUUCACCGAAAAUAGUGACCUACGAUGUAUUGUAUUUGUGUCUUUCCAGUUACUUUUAAAUAUUUCUAGUGGAUAAUUCUGGACCAACUGAGCUUGAACAUGAGAGUUUAAGUAUUUUUGUUUGUAGAUUUAAGUAAUAAAAGUUGGAUUGAAUACGAACAUGUUAUAGCCAUUUGACAUUUUCUUGUUUUUAGUUUUUUUUUGUUUUAUGUGGCUCUAUGUUUUGACAGAGCAGAAAUGUUUGAAUAUUUUUCACGAUGUUUAUCCUGAGUUGGAUUUAUUGGACAAUAACUAAUUUGAGCGUAUCUUAAUGCAGUUGUUUUUUUAUUAUGCAGUAUUAUUUUAGAAUUUUGUUUAAAAUAGAGAUUAUACUCAUAUAUAUAUAACAGAUCUUUUUUUUUUUUUUUUUGAUGCUUUGGACAUUUAUAGCGGGGCUAAUUUGAUUUUAUAGUGAUAUAGUUCUGUUGUUCGGUUAAUUUUUCUGUAGUAUUUAAUGUUUACCUAUAUAACAUUUAUACCGAUAAGAAUCUUUUCAAUUAUUCAAAUUUAAAUACACGGAUGUCCGAUGCUGUUAUAAGUAAUAACUGUAUCUACAACAACGUUCAUAUUGCAUAUUAUUAUUCAAAUAAACAUAAUAUACAUUACACAUAUAUUAUAAUAUUGCAGAACGACUAAGUCCAACGGUACCGACCGAUCGACUGACCGCACGACAUACAUAUUUGCUCGUAAAUCGGACGAGUUAUCUUAAUUAUACAAACGGACACAGAAAGGAUAUUGGAAUGUUUCGUUUUAAAUAUAAUAUACGUGUAAUAUAACUUAUCUGAAUAAAAAAAAAAAAUAAUAAUAAUUGUUUCGACAAUUUAAUAAUGUAUAAUAAUUUGUAACAGUAAAACAUCUCAUCAAAACUUAUUAUAAUAUGGUCGUUGGUCAGUGUAUUAAAUUUCGUAAUCUUACAUGUGUGUAAAAACUCAUAUAAUACAUUUUAAUAUUAUUAAUACACUGUUUUAGCUGCACUCGAAUGUCGAGACGAAGACGACUGUGAUUCUUCAGAAUUUGACAUUUAUUCCUGUACGUAAUUUGAUAUCAGAAAUAAUAAAAUCCUGCAAGAUACACUCUGUAUAUACUAAGGCUGUAUUUGGUUUUCAGAACUUGUAGCCCUUAAAAUCGUUUAAAUAAGUGUUUUAAAGCCGUAGCUCGUCAUGAACCAUAAAAGCAGUUUUAAAAUUAUAAUAAUUAUAUUGUAAAAAAAAAGACGGAUAUACUUCGCACGUGGAUGGGCCACUAUUGUCGUUGAGUAGUUGGGAAGGUAGAGGAGAAAUUUAAUGUAUAUACAGAUAUACGAGAACAUUAACGACAAACCAUUUCUAACAAAAAACGAUUCUGAGCGAAGUUCGGUAAAUAGUGUUGCUUUACAAUAUAUAUGUCAUAUUAUUGUAAAAUAAUUAAAUAGGCAUUAUAUAUUUACUUCUAUUGUGAUACAAUCUGAGUAGUAUCAAUAUAUUAUUCCUACUUUUCCUCUUCAAACAUUGAUACUAUAUAUACAUGUGGCAUUUAAAACAUCACUAAAGGUUGCACACACUUCCCGAGAGGGAAAAAUGAGGAUAUUGGCAGCGAAAUGAAACUAGAAAAUCGUGUCUUCUUUCAAUUUCCAAUGAGCGAUGACGCGUAAACACACUAAACGCAUUAUGUAACAACAGUUAUUAUUAUUUGUUUUAUUCAAUGAAUUGUUUAUAGUUAGUCGUCUCGUGUAUUAAUGUGUGUGCAUUUAAAUUAGACAUAUAACGAUUUCCGCGAUAAUGCCGGAAAAUGGUUUUUAUUUCUCAUUUGUAGGUACCUAUAUUAUGAGAAUAGGUUUGUACAUUUAUCCAAUGCGCGUCAAGAUUAUUAUAAUAUAUUGUCUCCGACCGUUUGACUCAUGAAGAUGAAUUCCGUAAAAUACAUGAACCUUGAAUUCUUAACGAGUAUACAUAUGAAAAAAUAUUGCUAUAAUUUAAUUAUAAUAUUAUUAAUAUUUUUAUACGUUUUUAGUAUUUUACCUGUUCAUAUAUGUAUUAAAUACGUGUAUAUAAAUUAGCGAUCUAUGUAACGAUGUUACUAUAUUAUGUUAAUUCUAUGUUAACUUAAUUUGCCAAAUUGUAUCCAAGUCGUAUUCACUGGUUAUAAGUAGUUUAAUGUACACAUUUAAGCAACGAUAAACCAUUGCUAACAAAAACACGAUUCUGAACAGAGUUCAGUUGAGCGUGCUGCUUUGUCAACAAUAUAUAUGUCAUAUUAUGGUCAAAUUCUAAUUAUGCCAAUAUUUCAAAACGUUAUCUUGGGUAGAUUAGCCGUAAUAACAUUUGCCCUGGUUCUUUUUGAACAGACCUCGUACCUACAAUAUAAUAGUCAAUUACAUUUUAUUUUUAAUGGGUUUUAAUGAUGACGAUAAGGACAACGACGACAGCAUGACAUUAUCGAAUAAUAAUUAUUUAAAACCGCAUAUUAUAUAUGCGGGUAAAACAGGUGGUAUACUAAUAACAGCAGAAGAAAAGGUAAACAGAUGGAAGGAAUACUUAAAAGAAUUUUAUACAUGUCAAUUUAGUAGAAAUGUCUUGGAAGAAGAGAAAUGCGUAGAAGAGGAAAACAAAGGAGACUAUAUCCUUCAAUCAGAAAUUGAUUUUGCUAUAGAAAAUUUUGAAAAAACAAAACAUGUGGUAUAGAUGAAAUCCCAGCAGAAUUAAUAAAGUGUGCCGGAAAAGGAGUAAAUAAAAAACUUGGAAAUAUAUGCAACGAAAUGUACUUGAACGGGAAAAUAAUCAAUGAUUUCAGGAAAGGCAUUAUUGUAACAAUUCCCCAAAAAAGGGAUUGUGAGGAAUAUAGAACUUUAAACCUUAAUACGCAUUUUUCAAAAAUAAUAACAAGAGUAGAUGCAAACCUAGGUUAAGAUCAAUUUGGUUUCAGGCGAAAUAUAGGAACUAGAUAGGUGACCUUGGCGUUAAGAAUAAUGGUAGAAAAACAGAUUAGACGGAACAAAGAAACCUUCAUCGCUUUUUAGAUCUGGAGAAGGCAUUUGACAACGUACAAUGGAAGAAAUUGUUUAAAAUCUUAAAAAGAAUAGGAAUUAAAUGUAACGAUAGAAGAUUUAUCUAUAAUAUGUACAAAAGCCAAACGUCUUAAUACAGAUAGAUGGGAAAGAACGAGAAGCAAAAAUAAAAAAAAUAGUUAGACAGGGGUGUAUAUUGUGGCCAAUGCUUUUCAACUUGUAUAGAAACAAGAGACAAUGAAAUAAUUGAGAGCAGAAAUACAGAAAGGAGUGCGAAUAGGAGGAAAAAUGGUUACUGCCUUAAGAUUUGCGGAUGACAUCACUUUCUGCGUGGAAAAUGAAGAGUACCUACAAAAUACUCUAGUAAUAAUAGAUAAAAUACUAUAAAAUAAGUGGGAAAUGCAAUUGAACAAAAAGAAAAUGAAAAUUAUGGUAUGCAGUAAAGCUAAUCCGGUUCGACUCAACAUAAAUAUCGACAAUGAACAAAUAAAGCAAGUACAACAAUUCACAUACCUUGGAAGCAAUAUAACAGAGGAUGGCUGAAGCAAAACAAAUAUAAUCUGCAGGAAAAGUAUGGAAAAGUAUUCAAUCAAGAGGAGACAAAUUGAUAGAACACAUAUUAAAUCAUGAAAGUUAAUUAAAGAAAAUAAUUGAAGGAGAUGUUGAAGGACACAUUACAAGAGAAAGACCAAGAACAGAAUACACGACACAGAUAAUGCAGGAUACGAAUAAGGGAAAUUACAAAGACCUCAAAGAACUAUGCUAAGAUAGAGAAGCAUGGAGAGCUGCAAAAAACAAAUCUACGGAUUUAUAAGAAAAAAAAAUAUAUAUAUUAUAUAUCAGUAUAUAGUAUAUAUAAUGACAAUACGUCGUCGUCCGUUGUUCGCUGUCGUUUGUAGUAUAAUAAUGUAUACAAUUUAAUAAUAUAAAUAAAUAAAAGAAGUUGGAUUUCUUAAAAAUUUUGAAUAAGAUUUAAAAAAAAUGAACUUAAGUACCACUUAGAUAAAAUUUCUUUUUAGAAAAGGUACUAUACUUGAAAAAGGGAGUAACAUUUUUGGUAGAAAAGUUGUUCAUAGAAAAAAAUAAAAAUAAUAAACAUCAUUGUAAAACCGAUACAUUUUACGCUCUGCUCAGAAUUAUUACGGCAUUUUGGCUUAAAUAUAAAAUAAUUAUAAAAAUGAUAAAAUAAAAUAAUUAUAAAUAAUACAUGUAAUAACAAUAAAGUAGUCAUAAACGUUUUUUGGGGAUACACGUUAAAAUAUAAUAUUAUGUUUAUACUACCUACCAAAUUAUAAGUGUAUUGAUUCAGUUCACGUAGUACGUGUUCCGACACACAUCGCAAAAGUGAAAAUAUUCCUCGUGUGAGUUUGACUGUGUUACCUAUACGUGUUAUAAUAUUAUCAUUAAAAAAAAAAAAAACUGUUCGAUUAAAAAUAUCAUCUUUCAAAGAAGAGAGAGUCGGUUAGUGACCUUUUUUAAUUCUAUAUUCACAUCUGAUAGUCGAAUAACUGUAUACAUAUAGUUAAUGUAUAAUAAUUUUCAUAUAUCAUUAACUAUAAUUUAUUGAAUUUAUAUACAAUAAUAGAAAACCCGGGAAAAAAUUUAUUGGACAAACGUCAAAUGUUUACGGCGUAACAAAUUUUCUUAUUCUUAAUUUUUGCAAACUAUGUUUUUUAUUAUAAAUAUUCCUGUAAUAGAAAAACAUCAAAAGGCCUAUUUGUUGAAUUUCAAAUCUAGAUGCUUACAAAUGAAGUAGUUUUCUGGUAGUUUUUAUAAUUAUAAGGAAAAAAAAUAAAAAUUAUAAUAAAAAGAAUAAUAAUUGUUAAAUGAAAACUGUAAAAUUUAUAGCGUUACGAUAUCACUGUUUUGAAUUACAUACUUUGUUUUUUAUUAGAAAUACUGCUUUAAUAGAAAAACAACAAAAUACCUUUUUUAUUAAAUUUUUAAUUUAGUUUAUAAGAAAAAAAGUAGUUUUUUGAUAUUUCAUGUAGUUUUUUAAUAAUUUAGUAAAACCGAAAAAAAUGUAGAAAGAUUAAAAAAAUUUAAGAAAAGUUUUUUAUUAUAUUUAAUUUAAUUUUAGAUUCUGAGUGUGUUGAUUUUACAAAGAUUUUUAUUUUUUUUUAUAUACUAUGUAUAAAAAUUCUUGCUCCGAUGUAUACGAAGUAGACCUUUUUCUGAAAAGAAAUUUUCUUGGAGUGGUCCUUUAGGAAGGUUAUUUUUUGAUUUUCCCGGCAGUUUUCCCAAUAAAAGAGGAAAAGUAAGAAAAAACGUAAGAAAAACGAGAAAUUUAUGAAAAUAAUGCUUUUAUAAUUUGUUUAAUUUUGUUAUUCGUUGUAAUUCAGUUAAAAAUAUUUACAGAGACUUGAAAUUCGGACAGAAAACUUACAUGGUAAAUAAAUAUAUAAAUAAAAAAUGUAUGUAUAAAAAAAAAAAAAUGAUUAAAUGCAUUAUCUGGAGUAUUACGAAAAGUGUAUAAUACGACCGGUUUCAAAUUAAAAAUUCAUCAUCAGGUAUAUCACAGUUAAAAUGUAAAAUGCUACCAAAUAUGAAAAAUUAAACGAAGGAUUACUUAGAAAAAAAAAUAUACAAAUUGGUAAUUGUCGUUUUAAUCAAUGUAUUAUUUUGUAAAAAUAUUGUAAAUUUACCUAUUUAAUUAUUAAAAUUAUAAAUUUGUAUAUUAUGUUUACGAUUACGAUUGUCAUUUUUAUUUCAAUACCUACAGUUAUUUUUUGUCUAAUAUAAUAUUGGGUGCACAACACUUUUAAUGUGUUUUUAGUUGUCUCAUUUAUUUUGAAAUCCUAGGGGUCGCAAGUUCAAACCCGAGUUUUGAAAUAAAUCGUUUGCAUUUUUUUCCCCGUUUACCUAAACAAGAACUAUUUUUCGCUCGAACUAUUUUAAUUACAUUUAUUUGUGAUAUUAUUUCACAUAAUUUUCCAAAAUCUCGCUUCAAUAUAUCAAGUGUAGCCUAUUAUCUGAAAGAAAAUUUUGUCUACAUGGUAAUUUAGGGAGGUAAUUUUUUAAUAUUUAAAGAGAUUUUUAUAAUACUUGAGGAAAACCAAGAAAAAAUGUUGAAAAAAACGGAAAAUAGAAGAAAUUUAGUUAUUGGCGAAAAAAAAUAUUAUAACUCUUUUUUUUCUGUAUACAACUUUUACACCAGCAAUUUGCUCCGAUUAACAAUGAUGGCACUUAUUUUGAAAUAAAAUCUAACUAAAAAGGUAUUUUCAGUUAUAUUAAAGAGGUCAUUUUUCGAUUUUUUAAGAGUUUUCUUAGCUAAUGUGAAAAAUCUGGAAAAAAACAUGGGAAAAUUGGUACAAUAUAAUACAAAUAAUAUUAAGAUAAAUGUGUAAUAUGUAUUUAAUUAUUUUACCAUAAUAUGACAUAUAUAUUGUUGACAAAGCAUCGUUAUCAACUGAACUGCGUUUAGAAUCGUUUUUUUGCAUAAAAUUCCCUUCUGUAUCCUACCUUCCCAACUUCUCAUCUACAACCGUGGCUGCACCCUUGUGCGGAGUAUGACCCCCUUUUUUUGUUGUUAUUUAGUUGAAUAUUUUCGUAUAGAUUUGAAAUUUUGACAGUAAACUUAUACUUGCUUUUCUCUAAACGUUAGGUUAGUUGAGGCUUAAAUAAUUUGAUUUAUUCUUGAGCUAUUUAUAGACAUUUUAAUUUUGCGAGAUUUUUAUUUAGUAGGUAUUCUGUGGAUACAGUUGUGAAACUAAACCGAAAUGAUUGGAAUUUAACAGUGGAAUCAUUGUAAAUCGUUCUUAUUAGUAAAAAAAAAAUAAUAUUACAUUUUUUUUUUAUAGAAGUUAAUUUUAAAUUUUGAAAAAAAUCUUAAAUAUUAGAUAUAAUAUCUAUAAUAAAAUAAUUUCUUGUAAAUUGGAUACGUUUUACAGUUUGUUUAAGUCUUCGUUUUUUCUCCAUAUACUAGUAUUUAACUAUAAUCUGAAUUUCUCACGUUAUCACCAAUGUAUUUGAUACAAAAUCCAACAAAAUAAAUUACUUUUUUAAUAAUACUAUUUUUCUCGUUUUAUUAUUAUAUAAUGGAUUAUUAUUCAUAAAUUAUAUACCUGUUCGUAGAGAGUCUACCAUCAAUAUCAGCCGAAAACAACGGUCUGAUAGGCAAAGCCCGCGGAAGAAGUCUGUUUCAAACCAGAGAACAAGAAAAAGACAACGUCUGCCUUACUACCGGAUGCGUGAAAGCUGGUAAGGAAAUUGUUUGAAUACAGAACAUUUAAAACUAAAAUAAAAUUGAAUUAAAACUUCAUCUAUUUAUGGAAUUUAAAUGUAUGUUGCCGGAUGAAAAUUAAAAGUAGAUAGUGAUCUUACCCUGUAAAGGGUGACAAAAAAUAGAAAUUUAACAUUUUAAAACUUAUUUCUUAAAAUUACUAAAAAUCAAAUUCCGAAAAAAGUUAAUAUUUUCCGAGAUAAUUAGUAUUUUAUGUUAUGUUAAUCAUUCUGUAUAAUAAAAAGUAGUGAAAAUUUUGUUUUCAUUUACAGCGGCUGAAGUCAUCAAAAAUAUGGACCAAUCUGUGGACCCUUGUAAUGAUUUCUAUCAAUUUGCCUGCGGUAAUUUUAUUAAAGAAACCAUCAUUGACGAUGACAAAACUUCACAUACCACGUUCAGUGCGAUUAGUGAUUCACUUUUGAACAAGCUCAGACAGAUAGUAACCGAGCCUAUACAAACCAACGAACAAAAACCAUUUAAAAUGGCCAAGCUGUUGUACAAGUCUUGCAUGGACAAAGGUACGUGGAUAAAUUUCAAUGAGACAUCUAAGAAAUUAGAAAAAUCUAGAAAGCUGGAGAAACUAUGAUAUGCUCGUAUGAUACAUGAUAUCUGACUUUCGAGUAAAUUAAAGCAUGCUAUGAGAGCAUGUGAAUUAGAGGAAGAAACAGUGAUGAAUAUGGAGAUGUGGGGAGCUAGAAUGUGAUUGGAGUCGUAUCUGAUUGUAUAGGUUUGUAUACGAACUAUAUAAUCUUUUUUUUUACAGAAAAAAUCGAAAAAAAAGGAUUAGGACCUAUCAAGGAAAUGCUUAAGAAUCUCGGUGGAUGGCCAGUGCUGGAGGGUGACCGUUGGAACGAAGCGACGUUUACGUGGAAGGAUAGCGUAUACAAGUACAGAACUGCUGGUUACAGCGUCGAUUAUUUUAUCGAUUUUUCAAUUAGCACCGAUCUUAAAAACACCACGAUGCGGGCUAUCGACGUAUGUCACCACUGUAUAAUAAUAUCUUGUAUAAAUGUACCAUAAUAUAAUAUUUGUUCACGUUUAUUGUAGUUAGACCAGGCUUCACUGGGACUGAGCAGGGAAUACCUGGUUAAGGGUACCGACGAAAAGAUUGUAUCCGCGUACUACAGGUACAUGGUGGACAUAGCUGUGCUCUUCGGAGCUGACCGUCAGAGGGCCACUAAGGAACUCAGGGAGUCGCUCGAUUUUGAAAUCGGUUUAGCAAAAAUAUCCUUGCCUCUGGAAGACCGCCGUGAUGCGGCUAAACUGUACAAUCCGAUGAAGAUUGUCGACCUGCAACAAAAGUUCCCCAGCAUACCGUGGCUAGAGUACUUGAACAAAAUAUUAAGUCCAUUGUCCAUACGACACGAUGACAUUAUAAUUGUCAAUUCACCGAAAUAUCUGUCCGAUCUUGAAGCCAUUUUGAGCAACACGCCCAAAAGGUAGAUAUACUAAAAUCCUGAUAUAUUAUUAUAUGCUCUAAUAUAAUGUUCGUAUCCCGCAGGGUUCAGGCAAAUUAUGUGAUUUGGAGAGCAGCUGCGGCAUCCGUUAGCUAUCUGACUGAAGAAAUGCGAAAGAGGCAGUUGGAGUACAGUACCGAACUGUCUGGUAGGACCGAAAGGGAGCCGCGGUGGAAGGAAUGCGUGGACAUAAGUUCAGGAAGCUUUUCGUUGGCUAUCGGGUCGUUGUACGUACGAAGGUUUUUUGACGAGGACGCCAAAAAGAACGCGUUGGAAAUGGUAAAUGGCAUCCGGGAAGAGAUGUACAAGAUAUUGUCGUCAAUCGAUUGGAUGGACGAAGAAACAAGGUAAAUGCGUUUGUUUUAUAUAUAUAUCUAUAUUUUAUGCAUAUAAAUUUAAGUAUUCGAAAAUAUCGGCUUUAAUUACAAACAUUAGAAUUUGAAUGUAUGCAAAAUUUAACAAAAAAAUAUGGUGAGCACACUUAGUGUAUCAUAUAUAUAUUAUAUUUUUUUUGUUAAAUUUUGCUUACAUUCAAAUUCUAAUGUUUGUAAUUAAAGCCGACAUUUUCGAAUACUUAAAUUUUCCACAACAUUUAAGGAGUAUCCGGCGGUGAUACCAACUUUGGUUUUUCGAAAUCUAUAUUAAAAAUUCCAUAAAUAGACAGAAUAUUACAUUAAAUAAAUUUUGGUGUUAAAAUUGUUGAUUUCGGUCAGUCUAUUGACGAGAUAUUUCAGUUUUAAGUUUAGGUAGGAAGAAGUAGAUAGUAGAGUAUCAUUUAUGUGACAGUAUGUCGUGUGGCAUUUUAUUAGUGCUCCACUACUAUACCCCUACCUAAACUUAAAACUGAAACAUCUCUUCAACGGGCUGACAGAAAUCAACAAUUUUGACACCGAAAUGUAUUUAAUGUAAUAUUCUGUCUAUUUAUACAAAUUUUAAUUUAGGUUCUCAUUUGAAAAACCAAAAUUAGUAUCACUACAUGAUACCCCUUAAAUGUUAUCAAAAAUCGAAGUAUUCGAAAAUAUCAGCUUUAACUACAAUUAACAACUUGAAAAAUCAAAAUUUGAAUAUAUGCAAAAUAUAACCUAAAAAAUGGGGUGAGCACGCUUAGUGAAUCAUUCUGUAUGUAUAAAUUCAAGGCAAAUGUAAUAACAAAAUAAAUACGGUUCUAAUUGGAAUUACAGGAAAAACGCUAUAGACAAAGCAAAGUCGAUGACCACGCAUAUCGCAUACCCCGACGAACUUUUGGACGACAAAAAACUAAACGAAUUCUAUGCUGAUGUAAUUACACGAAGCACGCAAAUGCGUAUUACACUGUUGUAGUUACAGCAGUUACCUACAGUAUAAUAGACUCAUAAAAUAAAUUUGUUUUUCUAUUAGUUGGAAGUAAACGACGAGGACUAUUAUACAUCUGUAUUGAACUUGACCAAAUUCGGAACGGACUAUAGUUUCUCAAAAUUAAGGCAGCCCGUCAAUAAAUCGGAUUGGAUCACUCACAGCAGAACAGCGAUUGUAAACGCGUUUUACAGUGCCAUCGAAAACAGUAUUCGUAAGUGAAAUUCGACGAUUUUACAGUAUUAUUGAAUGCAAUAUCACAAUUAUAAUUUACCGUUACAAUAUUGUUAUAAUCAUUAAUAAUAAAAUAAGUUGAGUCUGUAUUUAACGGAUUGGUUGUUUUCCAGAAUUUCCCGCCGGUAUCUUGCAAGGAGCGUUCUUCUCGAGCGACCGUCCUCGGUACAUGAAUUACGGUGCCAUUGGUUUCGUGAUUGGUCACGAGAUCACCCACGGAUUUGACGACCAAGGUAGACAGUUCGACAAGGAAGGUAACUUAGUGGAUUGGUGGGCCGAAGAGACGAAGAAACGCUACUUAGAAAAGGCGUUGUGCAUCAUCAAUCAAUACGGAAAUUAUACGGCCCAAGAAGUCAGUCUCAAGGUGUGUGCGAAAAUAAAAAUUCUCAUAAGAUAAACUACGUUUAUGGCAAUUAAUCGCGCAAGGUUAUUAAUAUUAUUUUACCUGCGUUUCGUACAGAUUAGGUAUAUGUUUCUCUCCUCCAUCGAAAAAAUUUCCUACCUCUCUAUAAAUCCCGUGUGUUAUUAUACCUAUCAUUUCUUAAAUUCGAGAGGAAAUUGUAACUAUUUUCUUUUGUUUAAAAAAAAUAUUCCGAAAUGUCCGUAUUUAUACGUCGCACAUCGUAUCCCCGAAAAGUUAUCUAUUUUACGUUGUGAAAACCAUUUAAUUUUUCAAGUGAAAAACACAAAACUACAUAUAUUAUAUUAUUUAAAUAUUCAGCGUGUCCUUUUCGUACAAUAAAUUAUUGAAUUUUGUGAAAAAUUCGGAUAAAUCCCCUGGUACGAUUCUGAAUAUACUUCUAGUUAGUCUAAUCUUGCUGAAAGAGAGGGAGGUUAAGAUCAUCAUAGAAAGAAAUUACCGGGUGUAACAUUAUCCUAGGAUAAUUUUACUCCUUAGUAGAACUAUUUUUUUACACCGAUACAUCAUUAAGUUCCUUCGGAAAUACGUAACAAUACAAUAGCACAUUUUUACGAGGUUGUAUUUUUAUAAUAUCCACAUUUUGCGCAGCUGAACGGCGUUAACACUCAAGGCGAGAAUAUAGCGGACAACGGUGGCGUCAAAGAAUCAUACUACGCGUACAAUGUGUGGACGAAACGUCACGGGAUUGAACCCCGUCUUCCCGGACUUCAGGACUACACGCCGCAGCAAAUGUUCUGGAUCAGCGCUGCCAACGUAUGGUGCUCCAAGUAUCGACCCGAGACCCUUAAGAACCGCAUCACCACAGGCUUCCAUUCACCCGGCCGGUUCCGCAUUAUAGGCCCGUUCUCUAACCUGGAAGACUUUAGCAACGAUUUUAGGUGUCCGUUGGGCAGCAACAUGAACCCAGUUCAUAAAUGCCAAGUGUGGUGAUCCCGAAAGCCCCAAUUAUCAACCACCCCAGCCCUCUCCCCUCGGGUAUGGAUGCGGUCGUUUGCAACUCCAUCCGCCUGCAAAACGACUCUGUUCUACCCCGCGCAAGCAUUAUCUGUGGUAAUAUUUAUUUAUACUAUAUAUAUAUAUAAAAAAAAAAUCUUUUCGUGAUUAAGUAUUUUAUUAUUAUGUUUUUAAGACGCAUUGUAAUUUUUUCUUUUUUUAAACUUAUAAUAAAUAGAACAAAAACAUUUUAAUUUUAAUUUUUAAAAAAUCUAAGCAAAUGUUUUAUUUUUGUAACAAUAGGUACACUAAUUAUAACGUUAUACUUAUUCUAAAUAAUUUCAAAGGUAAAACCAAAAAAAGUGUACAUAUACUUAUUAUUAUAUAAACUUUGUGUGUGUGAUUUGUUAGUUUAACAUAAUAUUAUCUUUGGUAAACUUAUAUACAAUUAUUAUUAUACUUAUAUUAAUAUUUAAAAAAAAAUAAUAAUAAUAACUGUAUUAUCAUCUUUACAUACAAUAACUGAUAGUCUCGAUAGUAAUAAUAUAAUAUUAUUAACAUUUCAGUCUAUUUCCAUAACAUAUGUGGCCGGAAACACGCCAGUGGCUCCAUUCAGCUCUCCUAACCACCAGCCAUCCGAUUUUUUACUGUGCACAUGUAUUACAUCACCUAAAAUAUUUCAUAAAUAGCAUAAUAAUAUAGAUACACAAUGUAAAAACCAUAUAAGUACAGGGUUUUCGAAAUUUAAUAUUACAGUAAAAAUUAAGAAAUAUACAAUUUUUCAAAAAAUGCCCUAUGUGAAAUCCUUUUUAGUAUUAUUAUAAUUAGAGCUGUGAAUUUGUAAGAAAGUACAUUUUUUUUUUUUGAUGAUUGAGAAACGUAGCUUUGAAAGUACUUAAUUUUGAAAAAUUAACAACAAAUCCAUUUAUGAAACUUUUAUUUUGCAUUCUUUUGCAUUUGUUGACGUUUUUAAUUUUUUAGGUCAUUUUUGCUUUUUAGGUCAUAUUUUAUUUUUAGUUCAUUUUCCGGUACUUUUAAUCAAAUUCCGUCAGUUAUCAUCUUUGAAAACAUUUUUUUUUUUAACAAAAUAAAGAUGUAAAAACAAAUUUUAAAUAAGUGUUUCAGGCGAAUAGAAUUAAAGAAAAUA